Messenger RNA from Gossypium raimondii (Peruvian cotton), 1818 nucleotides. RefSeq names its product cytochrome P450 71D10. Bases 157 to 1653 code for a protein of 498 amino acids. Gene Ontology annotation, molecular function: iron ion binding; monooxygenase activity; heme binding. The transcript is spliced from 2 exons. Lineage: Eukaryota; Viridiplantae; Streptophyta; Magnoliopsida; Malvales; Malvaceae. The record is from RefSeq and is a predicted model, not a curated record.
UGUUAUUAGUUCAAGACGCCAUAAAUUUUUGGAGUGCUGGUUUUGCUUUGUACUUAUCUAUACGACAGCUUCCUUGGAUUGAUUUGAUUCCCCAUACCGACACGCACACACUCAUAUACAUAUGUAUGUGUGUAGAUUACAUGUUUGUUAUCACUUAUGUUCAUCAUGAUCAACAUAAUCAUAUCCUUGUUCAUCAUUCUGGUCAUAGUUCAUCUACUAAAACCCAAAAAACCUGUGAAAAAGUUACCUCCAGGGCCAUGGAAGCUACCUUUGAUAGGUAACAUGCACCAACUGGUUGGUUCAUUGCCUCACCAAACAUUAGCAAACAUGGCUAAAACAUAUGGUUCUUUGAUCCAUCUCAAAACCGGGUCCAUUUCGUAUAUCGUAAUAUCGUCACCGGAAUUAGCCGAAGAGGCUUUGAAAACCAACGAUAUCAGCUUUGCUUCAAGGCCUACCAUAUUAGCUUCUAAGAUCAUGUCUUACGAUUCAACCAACAUCGUUUUCUCGCCUUACGGUAGUUAUUGGAGACACCUACGGAAAAUCUGCGUUACUGAGCUUUUAAGCCCGAAACGUGUCGAAUCAUUCCGGAAAGUUCGAGAAGAGGAGGUGUCGAGUUUUAUCAACUCGAUCGCUUUAUGGGGGAGUAGUUCAGGUAUCAAUCUUAGUAAAAAGAUUUUCUCAUUGACAUAUGGGGUAACAUCAAGAGCGGCUUUCAGUGAGAAAUGCAAAGAUCAAGAAGCUUUCAUAUCGAUCAUCACUCGAGUUAGUAAGUUAUCGGGAAGGUUCACUAUUGCCGAUAUGUUCCCAUCUCUUAAACUGCUAGAAUUACUUAGCGGGAGAAUCGAAUUCGAGAAGCUGCAUAAGGAAGCCGAUAGGAUACUCGAGGACAUCAUUGCCGAGCACCAAGAGAGAAGGAAAAUAUACGGUGGCGACAGUGAAGAAAUGAAAGAUUUGGUUGAUAUUCUUUUAGACCUUCAAGAAAACAGUGAGCUCGAGUUUCCUCUAUCGGUUGACAACAUCAAAUCAAUUAUCUUGGACAUGUUCAGUGCCGGGAGCGAAACAUCGUCGAUAACUGUGGAAUGGACAAUGGCAGAACUGCUGAAAAACCCCGGGAUUAUGGAAAAGGCAAAGAACGAGGUAAGACGGGUAUUUACCGGCAAAGGAUAUGUAGAUGAAGGAAGCAUUCAUGAGCUGAAGUACGUGAAAGCAGUCAUCAAAGAAUCCAUAAGGCUACAUCCUGCUGUGCCUCUAGUACUAAGAGAAUGCCGCGAGGAUUGUUGGCUCGACGGUUACGAUAUACCCACCAAAUUUAAAGUCCUCGUUAAUGCAGGAGCGAUUGGAAAAGAUCCUAAGCAUUGGGAUAAUGCCGAGACAUUUUGUCCUGAAAGGUUCCUUGAUAAUUCAAUUGAUUUUAAAGGAACGGAUUUCAAAUACAUACCGUUCGGUGCCGGAAGAAGGAUAUGUCCCGGUAUUUCAUUUGCUUUGAGCAACAUUGAGUUGCCAAUUGCAAACUUGUUGUAUCACUUUGAUUGGAAACUUCCAAAUGGAAUGAAGCCUGAAGAUUUGGACAUGACAGAGGCUCUUGGUUUGUCAAUAAGAAGAAAACAUGAACUGUUUGCAAUCCCCAUUGCUUAUCAUCCUCAUGUAGAAUAAGGUACGGUAAAAGUAGCAUAAAAAAUCCUUGUACUAAGAGUUGGAUUGUACUAAAAAAAUAAGUAAAUUAGUAUCAGUCCGUUAAAUUAAAGAGCAAACUGGUCUUUCUGUUAAAAAUUUCAUCCAUUUUUACGGUUAAAAACUAAUCCAUAUACGUUACCAUAA